CCAACAUGUUGACAGCUAUCGAUGCCGAUGGGGGUUUACCUGCUAGUCCAAGAUUGAGAUUUAACAAAGAAGGGUCAUUGUUGGCAGUCACAACAAAUGACAAUGGUAUUAAGAUUUUAGCCAACAAUGAUGGGUUGCGCUUGAUAAGGAUGCUGGAGAGCAGGGCUAUGGAUAAGAAUCGAGGCCCUUCCGAGCCUAUCAAUUCUAAGAAUUUUGCAAAGAGUCUACUUGAUGUUGCAGACAAGUUGGGACGUGCUUCUUCAGUUGUCAAAGAAAGUUUUUCAAAGAUUGACACAUCUAAGGAUUCAUCUGGGGCUGCUCCACUUUUAAAAACACUUCUAGAGGGUGUUGAAAUGACAUAAAAACAACUUGUAGAGUGUGGUGGGAAAAAUACAUAUACAUUUGGCAAAAUUAAUGAAAUUCGAAAUGAAUAGGCAACCAAGCUUCUUGAGCGGACGAGUCAUAGCUAGAGUAACUUUUGAAAUCAGAAUUAAAAAAUAUACUAAUUGUAGUUUUUAGUUAGCACUUACAUAGUUAUUCCAAGUCUAUAUUUUGAUCUUGCAAUU
Molecule: messenger RNA, 566 nt
Organism: Humulus lupulus (European hop)
Lineage: Eukaryota; Viridiplantae; Streptophyta; Magnoliopsida; Rosales; Cannabaceae
Product: grpE protein homolog 2, mitochondrial-like
Exons: 4
Coding region: 6-362 (118 amino acids)
Biological process (GO): regulation of DNA-templated transcription
Source: RefSeq, a predicted model, not a curated record